AUGUCGCUCCGACGAAGAAUUUUCUAUCUUUUAAUAAUCGUCGGAUUUUUAUUUGUUAUUGUUAAUAUACAUCAAAGAGCAAUAUGGGUACAACAAACGUUUCGUACGGAAUCACGUGGUAUCAUACCAGGUAUGAAAAUAUCAUCGUCGGAGCGAUCUGGACAAAAAAUAUCAACGGCAACAAACAGCAAUCAUGCCAACAACAGGAAAGAUGUAGAAAAUGAAAUUGAAAAUGAUGAUGAAAUUGAAAAUGGUGGAUCGUUAAUACAGGUAUUAAAAACAAAUAAUUCCGCGUUGAUAAACGAUAACGAAAGACCGUGGUUUUUCAACGGUGGAACACGAAGACCGUUACCGACUCGUGUCAAUAGAAAAACGGGUAGAAAAUUAGCAAAAUUAUGGCCGCACGAAGAUUGGGGAGACGAUAGAAUAAUAAAUCAAUUGAUGUUCGUACCCCCGCCGUCGCCACCACCACGGCCCGUGGAAAAAAAACCGGAAAAAUUAAAAAAAAUUUUAUUUUAUUUCGGUCUCGGAUCCUGGAAUUUAAAACCUGGAAGAGACAUUUUUAUCGAAUCGAAAUGUCCCGUGGACACGUGUACCGUGACAGCAAGUCAAUCCGAAGCACAAAAUGCCGAUGCUAUUUUAUUUAAGGAUCGAUUCGUACAUCCCGGACACAUACGUCACUCCAGACAGGUGUGGAUAUUGUAUUUUUUGGAAUGUCCCUAUCACACGCAACAUAUCAAAUUUAACGAUGUUAUCAAUUGGACGGCAACGUAUAGACGCGACAGCGAUAUAGUGGCACCUUACGAACGUUGGGUUUACUACGAUCCUAAAACGAAACAGAAAACUAUACCUGAUAAAAAUUACGCGGCAAACAAAACAAAAACCGUUGCAUGGUUCGUAUCGAAUUGCGCGGCAAGAAACAACAGACUUCAAUAUGCCAACGAAUUGAAAAAAUACAUCGGGGUGGACAUAUAUGGGGCAUGCGGUAGUAAAAAAUGUCCGAGAUUUCCAGUCGAUUCCAAAGAAAUGUGUUUUCAAAUGCUGGACAAAGAUUAUAAAUUUUAUCUCGCAUUUGAAAAUUCAAAUUGUCGUGAUUACAUAACGGAAAAAUUAUUCGUUAACGGAUUGGGGAGAGACGUACUGCCCAUAGUCAUGGGUGCACAUCCGGAAGAUUAUGCUAAAAGCGCACCGGAACAUUCAUACAUACACGUUGACGAUUUCGAAUCACCCAAAGCUCUUGCUAAUUAUUUACACGCACUGGAUAAAAAUGACGAUUUGUACAAUUCCUACUUUUUAUGGAAAGGUACUGGAGAAUUUAUAAACACUUAUUUUUUCUGCAGACUUUGUGCCAUGUUACACGAUAAUUAUCCAGCGAAAAGUUACAAAGAUAUUAACGAAUGGUGGAGAGGGCCUGGAGUUUGCACGCAACGGUCUUGGCGCGAAUCGUAA
Pediculus humanus corporis (human body louse) is the source of this 1449-nucleotide messenger RNA. Its product is annotated as glycoprotein 3-alpha-L-fucosyltransferase A, putative. The record is from RefSeq and is a predicted model, not a curated record. Gene Ontology annotation, molecular function: alpha-(1->3)-fucosyltransferase activity. Gene Ontology annotation, cellular component: membrane. The coding region runs from base 1 to 1449 and encodes 482 amino acids. NCBI's taxonomy places the organism in Eukaryota, Metazoa, Arthropoda, Insecta, Psocodea, Pediculidae. The transcript is spliced from 4 exons.